CGCCCGGCUAUAUAUAGCGGCCUGGCCCCGGGCCGGCCCAGCGCGCAGGGAGGCGCGCACCGCUCCGCAGGGUCCCAGCCCGGGUUGUGCGUCCUUCGGCCGCUGCCCGCCGCUCCAUGCAGCCCGGGUAGCUCCCCGCGCCUGGGGGCCCCGUCGCUCGCUUCCCGCUCCUCCGUCGGCCGCGCACUCCCUGCCCGCCCCAGGCCGUGCGCUCCCGCGGGCCGCCACAGGCGCAGCUCGGCCCCCCGGCUUCCCGGGCGCACGGACCGACUGACGGACGCACGGCCCGAGGGCGGGGAUGGCGGGGCCCGGGGCGGCCGCGGCGGCGCUGCUCCCGGCGGUCCUGCUGGCCCUGCUGGCGCCCUGGGCCGGUCGAGGGGGCGCCGCCGCGCCCACCGCACCCAACGGCACGCUGGAGGCCGAGCUGGAGCGCCGCUGGGAGAGCCUGGUGGCGCGCUCGCUGGCUCGCCUGCCCGUGGCCGCGCAGCCCAAGGAGGCGGCCGUCCAGAGCGGCGCCGGCGACUACCUGCUGGGCAUCAAGCGGCUGCGGCGGCUCUAUUGCAACGUGGGCAUCGGCUUCCACCUCCAGGUGCUCCCCGACGGCCGCAUCGGUGGCGUGCACGCGGACACGAGCGACAGCUUGCUGGAGCUUUCGCCGGUGGAGCGGGGCGUGGUGAGCAUCUUUGGCGUGGCCAGUCGGUUCUUCGUGGCCAUGAGCAGCAAGGGCAAGCUGUACGGCUCGCCUUUCUUCACCGACGAGUGCAAGUUCAGAGAGACUCUGCUCCCCAACAACUACAACUCCUACGAGUGCCACAGGCACCCCGGCAUGUUCAUCGCCCUCAGCAAGAACGGGAAGCCCAAGAAGGGGAACCGAGUGUCACCCACCAUGAAGGUGACCCACUUCCUCCCCAGACUGUGACCCCAGAACUCUGCCUCAGCCUCAGGAGGCCGCCAGAGGGGAGCGCCAAGGACCACCUGGGGGCACUUUCUUUGGAUGGACAGUUGAAUGCCAGAGUAGGUGUAAGAUAUUUAAAUUAAUUAUUUAAAUGUGUAUAUAUUGCCACCAAAUUAUUUAUGGUUCUCUGGGUGUGUUUUGUAUUUUUCUGGGGGAAAAAAAGAAAAAAACAACCCUGACUUUUCUGG
Molecule: messenger RNA, 1143 nt
Organism: Diceros bicornis minor
Lineage: Eukaryota; Metazoa; Chordata; Mammalia; Perissodactyla; Rhinocerotidae
Gene: FGF4
Product: fibroblast growth factor 4
Exons: 3
Coding region: 299-919 (206 amino acids)
Biological process (GO): positive regulation of gene expression; fibroblast growth factor receptor signaling pathway; positive regulation of cell population proliferation
Cellular component (GO): cytoplasm
Molecular function (GO): fibroblast growth factor receptor binding; growth factor activity
Source: RefSeq, a predicted model, not a curated record